Microthlaspi erraticum is the source of this 1053-nucleotide messenger RNA. The record is from the annotation of a GenBank genome assembly. Lineage: Eukaryota; Viridiplantae; Streptophyta; Magnoliopsida; Brassicales; Brassicaceae.
AUGGCUAAUCAAAAAUGGAGUUUAUGUUUCAUAUCUCUUGCUUUUCUCUUCAUCACUUGCUCUUCAGCUGAGUUCCUCAUUCAACAGGUCACAGAGGGCAGAGGAACAGAGUACAACAGAUCUUCCAGUCUCAAGGCGAAUCUUGGAGUGACAAGAGUUUUGAGAGAAGAGCGACCAUCGAGUAAGAUAGUGACAAUAACAAGCUUCUCUGUGAUUAAGGACAGACACGAACCCUACGAAUCCUCUGUUUUUGAGGCUGCUGGGUACAAAUGGAGAUUGGUCUUGUACGUGAACGGUAAUCCUAAGGACGGUGGAAGUGGUCAUAUAUCACUCUACGUGAGAAUCGAAGACACACAAUCUCUUCCCAAGGGUUGGGAAGUUAAUGUUGAUCUCAAACUCUUUGUCCACAAUCAGAAGCAACACAAGUACUUGACUGUAACAGAUGGAACGGUGAAGCGAUUCAGUGAUGCAAAAAAAGAGUGGGGAUAUGGACAGUUGAUUCCUCUUUCAACAUUCUACAACACGAAUGAAGGGUACAUUGUGCAGGACACUGGUUCUUUCGGUGCUGAGAUCUUAAUCGUUAAACCGGCCGAGAAACAAGAGAAAGUCACAUUCAUAUCAAACCCUCCAGACAAUGUUUUCACUUGGAAGAUGCUUCGUUUCUCCACUUUGGAAGAUAAAUUCUACUACUCCGACGAUUUUCUUGUUGGAGACCGAUAUUGGAGAUUAGGAUUUAACCCGAAAGGAGAUGGAGGAGGAAGACCACAUGCACUUCCAAUCUUCCUAUAUGCUCAAGGCUUUAAGCCAAACGCAGUCGCUACAAACACUUGGGGAGCAGUUAAUCUGCGGUUAAAGAACCAACGAAGCGCCAACCACAAACAAAUAUAUUCUGCAGCUUGGUACCCGAUUAGAAGCGGUUAUGGUGUGGGAGUGAACAAUAUCAUAUUGCUUAAAGACUUAAACGAUGCGUCAAAAGGGUAUUUGGUGAAUGAUGCUAUUAUCUUUGAAGCUGAGAUGGUUAAGGUCUCUGUGACCAACAUCGUUUCCGCCUAA